Messenger RNA from Paraglomus brasilianum, 1899 nucleotides. Lineage: Eukaryota; Fungi; Glomeromycota; Glomeromycetes; Paraglomerales; Paraglomeraceae. The record is from the annotation of a GenBank genome assembly.
AUGUCAUACGAAUUCAGUGAUGCCAUCGGAGCCUACUUUGAAGAAACCAGCCCAAACUUGUGGUCAUACUCUGAUUUUCUCGAGAAGGUGGUGAAGCCCAUCAGCCAUACUUUAUACGACCGUGACCUUAUUAAAGCCAACAGGGUUUGGAAGAAAAGGUUUAUUAGUACUGUCAAGGACAUUGCAAAUAAAGAAGUUCCAGUUGUUCCACAACGCGCGGCAGCCAAAAUAUUAAAACCAGCCGAUAGCUGUUACAAUAAUGAUCAGGUCACCUAUUUUUGGAAGGAAAUGUUCGAAAAUAACAAGCUCCAAGAAGAACGCGUUGCACUAAAACGUAAAGCAUAUAGGACUGCCUUGAAACUAGUGUCUACUUCACUAGAUUCUGAAAGAGAAAAAGUCUUAGAUCUUUACAGUAAACCUCCUCCUUCAAAAAGGAUGCAUUCUACUGAGUGCUUAUCUUUCCAAACCUACAAAUCUGACAGCAACAAGAAACGUGAAGAUUAUGCUUCACAAAAUGACAAUGGUAAAGAUUUACAACUGACAAUGGAUGAUUAUUUGGUUGCUGUCAUUCCACCUUCUCAAGUAGAAUGUUUCUAUAAUCAAGACAAUGGACCUAAUACUAAUACUAAGCCUUUUGCUCCAUUCAUAUCAGACAAUGAAGAUGAUAGCAAGGAUUUAUCUGCAGAAAUUGACUAUGAUGAAGACAGUGAAGAUGAUUUAAUAUUAAUUGAUGAGCAUAUAAAAGACCCUGAAACAACCUCUUUUGAUGAAUAUGUAAAUGCUCAUAAAGGAUCUGGUUGGACCUUGGAGGAUGGUCGCCAAGUCAUUGACAUAAUCAGACAAAAUACUACUAGAUUGGCAGAAUCAGUCUCUAAAAAAAGCAGGAAGGAGCAAACACCAUUUAUAAUGAGUGUUGUUCGUUUAGGGUUCUCUUCAAUUGUGGAUUUGUCCUCAGAAUAUCAAGGAGGAAUGUUUUCAUGGUUUGGGGAUGAAUGGAGUAGGUUAAAGAAAAACGUAUAUGAUAAAGUCAAUAUGAUCCCUAAUACUUUUGAUGGAGAAAUCAAGACUAUCAUUGAUACUGUUGAAGAGAUGUGUGGAUCAUAUCACUAUGUUGAUGCACGAGACUAUUUGUUCAAGAUAAGAUCUAAGAAGAAACCCCAGAUGGUUCAACAAAUUGCAACUACCUAUUACCAUGUGAUUGACAAAUUCCUUGACAAUCCACACAUUUUCGUGGAAGAAACUGGAAAGGAAAUGGAUCUAAGUGAAAUGGAGUAUGCGAUAAAUAUGACAGCCCCGAUCCUUAAUGAUGUCUUCAAUGAUGUCUUGGAUAUCUUGAAGCUUCAUUGGGGAGAAACUUUAUCUGUUGAAAGACGGCGAAAGAUUGACAUAAGGAUAGUUCACAAAUACAAAGAUAUUGAACUAAGUCAUUGCGAGUGCACCAAGGCGCCCACACCUGUCAGGGCAAUUCGUGACCGCUCAAAAUGUCUGAGAACUGCGAAAACCAUACUUGAUAGAUUUCUUGAAGAAGAUCUAUCGGACGAGACAGUAAAAGAUUCAACCAUCUUGGGUAUACAGUUUGCUGGCCUGCAUGGUCAGAUAAUCGGCAUUGACCUUCUAGACGAUGGUCUCUACUUUGGCCUUGAGGGAUCUCAUUUCAGCUUUCCUGCACAACUGUCGAAUAUUAAGUGUCUCCGAAAUGCACUUGAAGCACUAUUCUUCUUCAAAGAAAAUAUUGUUCGAAAAGCAAACCUCUUUCCGGAUCCAAAAAAAUACAAUCAUGCCUACAACAAGAUAUUUCACAACGGUGUGGAAUCUAAAGUCAAAGCAAAGCAUUUUAAAACAAAGUUUAUUAGGAAAACUUAUUUCACUCCUAAGGGUAAACGUCAAGCUUUUAUUUGA